Messenger RNA from Coffea eugenioides, 4011 nucleotides. RefSeq names its product putative disease resistance protein At3g14460. Gene Ontology annotation, molecular function: ADP binding. Lineage: Eukaryota; Viridiplantae; Streptophyta; Magnoliopsida; Gentianales; Rubiaceae. Gene Ontology annotation, biological process: defense response to other organism. Bases 1 to 3753 code for a protein of 1250 amino acids. The record is from RefSeq and is a predicted model, not a curated record. The transcript has 3 exons.
AUGGCUGUUGCUUUAGCUGUGGGAAGUUCUGUCCUGUCGGCUUUCCUUCAAGUUGUAUUUGAUAGGAUGGCUACAAAAGAGUUCGUGAAUCUGUUUCAAAAAAGAAAGAAUGAUGAAGAACUCCUCCAGAAACUCAAGCUGAACUUACUAGCACUCGGAGCUGUGCUUGAUGAUGCAGAGAACAAGCAAACUAGGAACCAAUCUGUCAAAGGAUGGCUAGAUGAGCUUCAUGAUACCAUUUACCAGGCAGAUGAAUUACUUGAUGAGAUCAACACUGAAGCACUACGACUAGAGGUUGAAGCCGAACACCGAAGCUCAGCUAGUCAGGUAAGUGUUUCCACUUACAGCAAAUCUUCCAGUAAUGAUUUCCUUAAGAAGAUGAUGCCAGAGAUAGAAAAAAUGGUUGUCAAACUAGAUUGGUUCGUACAACAAAUUAAUCCCCUGGGUCUGCAAGUUGUUGAUCAAAAAAUUCAAUCAUGUCGACGACUGCCUUCCACUUCUUUGGUUGAUGAGACCAGCGUGUAUGGUCGAGAAGUUGAUAAAGAGAAGAUAAUUGAAAUGCUACUAUCUGAGAGUGUAAAUAGAGUCAAUGUCACUGUGAUUCCAUUGGUUGGCCUUGGGGGAAUUGGUAAGACCACUCUUGCUCAAUUGGUUUACAAUGAUAAGCGGGUGCAAGACCAUUUUUCUAUAAAAGCAUGGGUUUGCAUAUCUGAAGAUUACGAUGCUACCAGGAUAACAAAAGAACUUCUUGGGGAGCUCGAUAUUCCAUUUUCUGAUAUGAGUGAGAAUUUGAAUUCCCUUCAAAUGAAGUUACAAUUGGGGCUAACUCAAAAACAGUUUCUUCUUGUUUUAGAUGAUUUUUGGAAUCGGGACUACAAUGACUGGGAUAAAUUGAAGGUGCUAUUCAAAGGUGGAUUGCAAGGAAGUAAAAUCAUUGUAACUACACGUGAUGAGAAAAUUGCACUAAUGAUGUGUAAAAAAGAGUCGAUUUAUCAUCUGGAUUUGAUGAAAGAGGGAGAUUCUUGGUCAUUGUUUGAAAAGCACGCAUUUGAAAAUAUAGAUGGAAAUCAAAGUUCGGAACUUGAACAGAUAGGUAAGAAAAUUGUGAAGAAGUGUGGAGGAUUACCUUUGGCCAUGAAAACAGUUGCAGGUCUCUUGCGUUCGGAAACAACUGCUGAAGAGUGGAAAGAUAUUUUAGUAAGUGAAGAUUGGAGUCAAACAGACAAUCAAGAUGGCAUCUUGCCAGCAUUGAGAUUAAGCUAUAAUCAUCUUCCUUCACAUCUAAAAAGGUGCUUUGCCUUUUGUGCUGUAUUUCAUAAGGAUUACCAGUUUGAGAAGGAGGAAAUAAUUCAAUUAUGGCAAGCUCAUGAUCUUUUGGAGAACCCUAGAGGUAAUAGAAGAAUUGAAGAAAUAGGUGAACAGUACUUGCGUGAGUUGAGAUUGAGGUCAUUGUUUGAGCAGUCAACUGCCAAUUUUUUCAUAAUGCAUGACCUUGUCAACGAUUUGGCUAGAUUUGUUUCUGGAAAAUAUUGUCUCAGGUUGGAAGAUCAUCACCUAGGGCAUGGUACAAUAGGUAGAAUAAGUAACUUUUCUUACCAUCCUAGUUCUUAUGACACCUAUCAAAAAUUUGAACUCUUGAGGGGGACUAAGAACUUGAGAACAUUUUUAUCAUUAAGUAUUAGUAAAAAUUUAAACCAGAAAUAUGAAGUAAGCCCCAAAUUUUUACAUGGAAUGUUGCCCAAAUUCAAGUCCUUAAGGGUUCUGUCUUUGUUGGGCUAUCAUAUCAUUAAGUUGCCCGACUCAAUUAGUCAUUUGAAACACCUACGUUUUUUGAAUCUCUCUUCCACAAACGUGAAUACCCUACCAGAAUGGAUAUGCACCUUCUAUAACCUACAAACCUUGCUGUUGACAAAUUGUAAGAAACUUCAAGAGUUGCCAGUAAAUUUGGCAAAGUUAAUUAAUUUGUCUUACCUGGAUAUAAGUGGAACUCCAUUGAAGACAAUGCCACUACACAUGGGUAGACUCAGAAACCUUCAAGUCUUGACUAAGUUUAUAGUAGGCAAGAGUAGUGGUUCAAUGAUCGAGGAGUUGGGCAAAUUUCGUAAGCUUCGUGGUGGGCUCUUCAUUUCAAAUCUAGAAAAUGUUUCUUGUGGUAGGGAUGCAUCAAUGGUGAACCUAAAGGGUAAGAAACACCUUGACAAGUUAGCUUUGAAAUGGAAUGGUGAUACCAAUGAUUCGCAAGUUGCGAAAGACGUGCUUGAUAAUUUAGAACCUCAUUCAAGCAUAAAACUUCUCAAGAUCGAAGGAUAUUGUGGGACAACAUUUCCAAAUUGGAUAGGCAGCCCUUCACUAACCAAUUUGAAAUCCUUGAGUCUAUCUAGUUGUGAAUAUUGCUUAUUCUUGCCUGCACUUGGGCAGCUAAGAUCUUUGCAAUCACUUGAAAUUGUUGGAAUGAGUUGCAUAUCAGCUUUAACAGAGGAUUUUUAUGGAGACACUAGGGCAACUAUGGCGUUCACAUCUUUGAAAAAGUUGGGAAUUGAGAAGAUGCCAGAGUUGGAGAAAUGGCACAUACCAAAAUAUGAAGUCUUCAAUAACCUUGAAGAACUCUAUAUAAUUGAUUGCCCCAAACUAAUUGGAGAACUCCCCCAACAAUGUUCAUCACUACGAAUUCUUGAGAUAUCCAGGUGCGACAGUCUUGUUCUUCCCAAUGGUCAAUUAAGUAUCUUCAAUGGAAACAACAUUCAACAAUUCACAUCUCUUUGUGAUCUGAAGAUUUCAAAUCUAAAGAGUUUGAAAGGGUUGUGCCUAGAGCUCAACCAGUUAGUCAAGCUUCAGAGAUUGAGCAUAGUUGACUGUGGGUCUCUCUUACCCUUUCUCCCGAGUUACCUACCUUCCUCACUGAAAGUACUUAAUUAUGAAGGUUGUUGCAACUUGGAAGUCGAGAGUGAAAACUGGCAACUGGAGGAUUUGACAUUAGUUAAUUAUGAUUCUCACAAAGUUGUGUGCCUUGGCCGGUUUCCUAUGCUAAAAAGCCUUGAAAUUUUGAACUGCAAAAGUACUGGGAUUGGGAGCCAAAAUAGUGGUGCUGCUACUAGUGUGAUGACGUCACUGCAAACCUUAACCAUCUCCGGCUCGGUUGAUCUAAUUUCUUUCCCUGAGGGCAGGUUGCCAGCAGCUCCCAAGCUAACGCAGCUUCAUCUCUGGAAUUGCAAGAAGCUCAAGUUCUUGCCGCAACAGAUGGAUUCCCUCUUCCCAUCUCUUCGGCAUCUGUUUAUAAGCUGUUGUCCAAAUAUCGAAUGCUUACCGGAAGGAGGUUUGCCCUCUAGCCUACAAUGCCUUGACAUCUCCACUUGCAAAAAGCUCAUAAGUCGCCGGAGAGAGUGGGGUGUAGCGAAACUGCCCUCCCUCACGCAAUUCAGAAUUGGUGGUAUCGAUGAUGAAGUAGAGUCAUUUCCAGAGGAGGAUUGGCUACUGCCUUGCACACUUCAAUCUCUCCAAUUAUGGGCCCAUAAGAAUCUGAAAAAGCUAAGCUAUUCUGGCCUUCGACACCUUUGCUCCCUUCAGACACUAUAUAUCAGAAACUGUACUCGGCUCCAAUCCCUACCGGAAGAGGGACUGCCUGCCUCACUCACCACACUAGAAAUCGAGAAAUGCCCACUAUUGAAACCAAGGUUAAGAUGGAAGAAAGGACAAGACUGGCCCAAGGUUGCCCGCAUCCCAUGCAUAAUAGUCGAUUUGGAGCUAGUUCCUUGAUGAUGACCCUGGGUACUGGUAAGGGCUUGCCUCCCAAUGUUACAAGACCCUUAUCAUCAUCACCAUCUAUUUACGUAAUUAAAGGAAUAGCCAGUUGUGAAUAGCUAGUGUGUUUUGAAGGUGGAGGUUAUCGCUGCUGCAACAAUCUCGGCCAAGGUAGAUUCUGAUCAAGCAAUGCGACCAACUCAGGCAGACCAAGGCUUUCCUCAAUUGGUAAAUGCUGAUGGAGAAAAAAAAAACUUCAUACUCUGUAAGGUA